Molecule: messenger RNA, 1122 nt
Organism: Diceros bicornis minor
Lineage: Eukaryota; Metazoa; Chordata; Mammalia; Perissodactyla; Rhinocerotidae
Gene: MC5R
Product: melanocortin 5 receptor
Biological process (GO): G protein-coupled receptor signaling pathway
Cellular component (GO): membrane
Molecular function (GO): melanocortin receptor activity
Source: RefSeq, a predicted model, not a curated record
AUGAAUACUUCAUUUCAUCUGCAUUUCUUGGAUCUCAACCUGAAUGCCACAAAGGGCAACCUUUCGGAAUCAAAUGUCAAGGACAAGUUUUUGCUGUGUGAAGAGAUGGGCAUCGCUAUGGAGGUGCUUCUGACUCUGGGUCUCAUCAGCCUCCUAGAGAACAUCUUGGUCAUAGGCACCAUAGUGAAGAACAAGAACUUGCACUCUCCCAUGUAUUUCUUUGUGUGCAGUUUAGCAGUAGCUGACAUGCUGGUGAGCGUGUCCAACGCCUGGGAGACCAUCACCAUAUGCUUAAUAAAUAAUAAGCACCUGGUGAUAGCAGAUACCUUUGUGCGUCACAUUGACAACUUGUUCGACUCUAUGAUCUGCAUUUCCGUGGUGGCCUCCAUGUGCAGUUUGCUGGCCAUUGCAGUGGAUAGGUACUUCACCAUCUUCUAUGCCCUGCGCUACCACCACAUCAUGACAGUGAAGCGUUGCAGGAUGAUCAUUGCGUGCAUGACCUUUUGCACAGGCUGCGGUAUUGUUUUCAUCAUUUACUACAAAUCCACUUAUGUCAUCAUUUGCCUCAUCUCCAUGUUCUUCACUAUGUUGUUCUUCAUGGUGUCUCUGUAUAUCCACAUGUUCCUCCUGGCACGGACUCACGUCAAGCAGAUAGCAGCUCUGUCUAGAUCCAGUUCUGUGCGGCAAAGGACCAGCAUGAAAGGGGCUGUCACCCUGACCAUGCUGCUAGGCAUUUUCAUCGUGUGCUGGGCUGUGUUCUUUCUCCAUCUCAUUUUGAUGAUUUCUUGCCCUCAGAACCUCUAUUGUUCCUGCUUUAUGUCUCACUUCAAUAUGUACCUCAUACUCAUCAUGUGUAAUUCUGUGAUCGAUCCUCUGAUAUAUGCCUUAUGCAGCCAAGAGAUGCGGAAGACCUUUAAAGAGAUUAUUUGUUGCCAUGGCUUCAGAAUGGCCUGUAGGUUCCCUAGCAGGUAUUAAACAGGAAGUUCUUCUCUCUGCCUCUCUCUUUUCUCCUUCCUUUACCUUAUGACAAAGUCAGGUACAGCCAAGGCGUAAGCAAGAAUACUAGAAAUCAAAACCGUGCAUUCCCUUUAUCUUCUUUCCAUCUCGAACUUGUGCUUAAGA